CUUACAGCACAGUAAGCAUUUCCUGUAUAUAUAAAUCAUUAUUUUUCCAAAAAAAAGAAGCAAGAGAAAGAAUCGAUAGCUCGUUCACACUCCAGGCGUGUUCUCUGAAUGACUGCCAGUAUCGAUUUUAUUUACUUUGAUUUUUAGUCAUUCUGUGGAGGGAUUUCAUGGCGCUGUUGUUCUGAAGAAAUACAAUACAAUACAAGACAAGAAUUCGAGAGCUCCUCUGCUGCUUGUGAAUUUGAUUUGUUCUGUUCUGAGACGACAACAUCGUCAUCCGAGAGCAUCAUGUUUCGUCGCCAUAAGAGUAGCUCCUCAAACAGCGAGGAGACAGUCGAGCUGCAGCAAGAGCGCAAGAUGAACGAGCUCCGAGCCUCUCUAGGUCCUCUUUCCGGCCGAACCUUGCACUACUGCAGCGACGCUUGUCUGAAAAGAUAUCUGGAAGCUCGGAAUUGGCAUGUCGACAAAUCCAAGAAAAUGCUCGAAGAGACACUUAGAUGGCGCUCGUCUUUCAAACCCGAGGAAAUCCGUUGGAAUGAAGUUGCGGUUGAAGGCGAGACAGGGAAGGUGUUCCGAGCGGAUUUCCAUGACCGUAAUGGCAGGACAGUUCUUAUUCUAAGACCCGGGAUGCAGAACACUGCGUCGCUCGACAACCAGAUGAAACACCUGGUGUACCUCAUCGAAAAUGCGAUCCUUAAUCUUCCGGAAGGGCAGGAACAAAUGGCGUGGUUAAUAGAUUUCACCGGAUGGUCGAUAACAAACAAUGUCCCUAUCAAAUCAGCGAGAGAUACCGUCAAUAUACUCCAAAACCAUUACCCCGAGAGACUCGCCAUCGCAUUCUUGUACAACCCGCCUCGCUUAUUCGAAGCUUUCUGGAAGGUUGUCAAAUACUUCUUGGACUCGAAAACUUUCCAGAAGGUGAAGUUCGUGUACCCAAAGAACAAGGACAGCGUCGAGCUGAUGAGGUCGUAUUUCGACGUCGACAACCUUCCGCUCGAGUUUGGCGGCAAAGCGACUCUGCAGUACGAUCAUGAAGAGUUCUCUCGACAGAUGGCGCUCGAUGAUGUUAAAUCUGCUAAGGUUUGGGGGCUCGACAAGCCCCAAUCUAACGGUUUGUCGGGGGCUGAGGUGGCCCCCGAGCCCGAGAGCUGAGUUGAGUCGAUUCGAAUCGACGUAACUUAACAAUAACCUCAUUGAUGAAUAUCUGUACUACUUUCAGAAAAUGCCGGAGAAUUUAUCUUAUCUUUACCGCGUUCCUUUAGGCA
Molecule: messenger RNA, 1265 nt
Organism: Andrographis paniculata
Lineage: Eukaryota; Viridiplantae; Streptophyta; Magnoliopsida; Lamiales; Acanthaceae
Exons: 6
Coding region: 289-1152 (287 amino acids)
Molecular function (GO): phosphatidylinositol transfer activity
Source: RefSeq, a predicted model, not a curated record